Messenger RNA from Uloborus diversus, 990 nucleotides. Its product is annotated as proline-rich protein 5-like. The coding region runs from base 39 to 902 and encodes 287 amino acids. Lineage: Eukaryota; Metazoa; Arthropoda; Arachnida; Araneae; Uloboridae. Gene Ontology annotation, cellular component: TORC2 complex. The record is from RefSeq and is a predicted model, not a curated record. Gene Ontology annotation, biological process: TORC2 signaling. The transcript is spliced from 9 exons.
UUAAGGUUAAAGUACAAGAUGUGUAUUUUCCGCUUAGAAUGGCUUCCAGGCUUAUUAGAUCGAAGGCGACCGUAACGGGGCUUCGUUCUGUACAAAAUCUUAGUUCUUUAGCUGUUCCCUCGACGCUUGAACAAGUUCCUGAGGAUUCUGAAAUUAAGUCUAAGUGUAAAAUAUUUGCUUCUGAUGAUUGGAAAUGUGUUGAUAAUGCCGUCAAAAGGAUUUUCAAGGAUGAAGACUUGUUGACUUUUCAAGGGGAAUUUUUCAAAUUGCAUCAAAAUGUAGAGAACAUACUCCGUUCUAAAACAGGGACUUUCCUCUCUGACUGCUAUAAAGAAUGGAUUACAAAAGAAAUGAUUCCUGUAAUUGGAAAGCUGAAAAGACUUGAUAGAUCAACUUUUCUGCAGAGACUAGAGGAUGUAUGGAUUUCCUUUUACUCCAAAACUUUACCAUUACUGGAAGCAAUAUUUUAUCAAGUAAAACCGAAAGGAAGACUAUCUAUUCGAUGUACGACACUGGUUGCUUUCCGAGAUGUUAUUCUCCUUUCUUCUGAUAUUGAAGAAGCUGUUCCUGCCUACGGAGCAGAUGUAUCGCCUGAAAUCCGAAGAAUGAUCUUAUUACUGCAAAAUGUAAAUGAUUCAUAUCCGCCAAGUAAAAAUAAAAUUCGAAUGGAAUCUUUAGCAGCACGUAUAUGUAGUCCUUUUAUGGGAUAUAUGGGAAUGUACCAAAAAGGAUACCUGGUUGUGACAUCUAGUGAACCAAUGCAUGCAGCUAGACGAAGGCCCAGUGCCGUGGAAGUUGGAGGACCUAGAAGGAUUUCUCGCCCAUUUAGUGUGCAGCCACAUCAAAUGGACACUCUUAAUGAACUGUUCAAAACUGCCGUUCGGCAUCAAGAUCGAAAAUAACUUCCACUGAUUCUUCCUCUUCUAACAUAUUUUUGUCAUAAUUUUGUUAAUGUUCUAACGUGUAUAAUGAGAUUGUUAAAAUUGUUAA